AUGCUCAAAUCCGCCGUCCUGGCCAGCUUGGCCGCGCUCGCUCUCGCGACUCCUCUCAGCAGCGAGCCCGUCGAGUUCGGAUGUCAACUGCAAGCUGCGCGACGCAAAACACUCCCUCACCUCGCAAGGAGAGCUUCGGCGGAAAUCGUAGUCGACACCUACGUCCACAUUGUUGCGGCAAACAACACCGCGGACAGCGGCUACGCCUCACCAAAGGCCAUCCACGACCAGAUGGACGCCCUGAACGAGGGCUUCGCCAGCACCGGCGUCAGGUUCGUGCUCGAAUCCCUUGACCACACCAUCAACGCCGCCUGGUCCAGCGGCGUCGAGGAAGAGGCGAUGAAGAAGCAGCUCCGCGGGGGCCGCCACAGGGACCUCAACCUCUUCUUCUCCAAGCAGCCCAUGGGCCGCUUCGGCGUCGUGGGCUACUGCACGUUUUCCCAACGGGCCCCCGGGGGUUCCCGCCCUUUCAACAACGACGGGUGCGUCGUCGGCGUUGACACGUUGCCCGGCGGCGCCUUCCGGGAGUAUGACACCGGCAAGACCACCAUCCACGAGGUCGGCCAUUGGUUCGGGCUGCUUCACACCUUCCAGGACGGCUGCUACGGCGCAGGCGACUACGUGGACGACGCUCCUGCCCAGGGCUAUCCGACUUGGGGAUGUCCCGUCGGCAAGCGUGGAUACCUGUCCUGA
Molecule: messenger RNA, 693 nt
Organism: Metarhizium acridum CQMa 102
Lineage: Eukaryota; Fungi; Ascomycota; Sordariomycetes; Hypocreales; Clavicipitaceae
Source: RefSeq, a predicted model, not a curated record